Molecule: messenger RNA, 800 nt
Organism: Daldinia decipiens
Lineage: Eukaryota; Fungi; Ascomycota; Sordariomycetes; Xylariales; Hypoxylaceae
Product: nucleic acid-binding protein
Exons: 2
Coding region: 164-685 (173 amino acids)
Biological process (GO): translation
Cellular component (GO): mitochondrion; ribosome
Molecular function (GO): structural constituent of ribosome
Source: RefSeq, a predicted model, not a curated record
CAAAAAGAUUUUGGGGCAUUGGUGGGAUUGUGGAACGAAAUAGCAGCAGCAGCAGCAGCAGCAGCUCGACGACAACAACGCAACUUUGCGCCUGACACAAAUACCCAAUUGAGCAACAGGGAACCAAAAACAUCCAAACCGGGGCUGGGCCGCAACACCAAAAAUGGCGUCUGAAGUCGCAGCCGCGGCCGCCAAUGUCGUGCGGCGGGCCGGCAAGGAAAUGCACGGCAUCGUGGUGUCCGCCGGGCUCAUGGACAAGACGGUGAAAGUCAAGCUGGGGGGUCUGCGAUGGGAGCCGCGGGUGCAGAAGUUCUUCAAAGAACCCCGAUUCAAGCUAGUCCACGACCCAGCCAACUCCGUCCGCCAAGGCGACGUAAUCGCCAUCCAGCCCAGCUGGCGCGUCUCCAAGCACGUCCGCCACGUAGUCAAGCACAUCAUCGCGCCCUACGGUCCCCCCAUCGAAGACCGGCCCUCAGUUCCGACCCUCGAAGAGCGCGUCGCCAAACGGGCCGACAAGCGCGCGGCGAAACUCGAGCGCCGGGCGCUGAGGCGCGAGGAGCAGGCGAGGGAGGCGGCCGAGGAGAGGGAGGCGGCGCUGGAGGAGAAGAGGAAAAGAUUGGAGGAGAAGGAGAGGGAGAGGGAGAGGCUAAAGGGGAUCGAGACGAGCUUGAGCGAUGUUGACUGAAAUAAAGGAAUUUAUUAUCCGUCGGAAAAAAGCAAGGGGUUUAUGAUCUAGGGCGACAAAGCCCGGGCUAGCUGGCCAGCUACGACGACCGAACUGCGGCGGCGACUGAGGAAGA